Macroventuria anomochaeta is the source of this 2073-nucleotide messenger RNA. RefSeq lists its product as uncharacterized. The transcript has 9 exons. Gene Ontology annotation, molecular function: protein binding. Lineage: Eukaryota; Fungi; Ascomycota; Dothideomycetes; Pleosporales; Didymellaceae. The record is from RefSeq and is a predicted model, not a curated record. The coding region runs from base 1 to 2073 and encodes 690 amino acids.
AUGGAAGGUCUUUCGGGCAUAGCCAGCGUCAUCGCUGUAAUCGACAUAUCUGCCAAGAUCGCCGCACUCUGCUAUCAGUACUCCAUCGCCGCCAUGAGCCGCUUUGGAGUACGAGCUUUGAAGUGGCCGUUCACCAGCAAGCAGGUAGAAAAGAUUGUUUUUGACAUGGAAGGUUACGAGCAUGCCUUCACGCUAGCGCUCCAGGUUGAUCAGAUGCAAGUGCCUUAUCUAGCGACUCAGGACGCCCACACUCUCCAUCGAAAGCUAGAUCUGACCGCACUACCUGUUGCGAAAGGGGCAUCUUACAACUGCCACACCGAAGAGCACAACUCACGAUGCCUACCCAACACCCGCACCGCACUGCUGCAUGACAUUACAAGCUGGGCCAACGAUAAGGAUGGAAAACCUAUAUUCUGGCUGAGCGGCAUGGCUGGCACAGGAAAGUCUACGAUUGCGCGGACAAUUGCGCAGUCAUUUGCCAGCCAAGGUCGGCUAGGAGCAAGCUUCUUCUUCAAGAAAGGCGAAGGUGAGUGCAGCAACGCCUCACGCUUCUUCACUACCAUCGCUACCGACCUAGUGACCUACGUGCAACGCAUGCUGCCCGGGAUUAGGAAGGUACUCGACGAGGACUCAGGCAUUUCGGAUAGGGCUCUAAAAGACCAGUUCGAGAAGCUAGUCCUGCAGCCACUCCUUGAGAUAGGGCAGGCUUGUUCGCAGGCCUCGGCGCGUGUUGUCGUGAUAGACGCGUCAGACGAGUGUGAGCGGGAGCAAGACAUCCGGACGACCCUUCAGCUGCUUGCCCGGACGAAGGACAUCCGGCCAGUACCGUUACGGAUCGUGGUAACUAGCAGGCCAGAGCUCCACAUUCGCCUCGGCUUCAAGGAGAUGAGCACGAUCGAACACGAUAUACAACUUUUCCUGGAGCAUGGGCUCGGUGCGGUACGAAAAGAGCGCAUGUUGGCCGCAGAUUGGCCGGCAACACACCAGAUUUUAGCCCUAGUCGAGCUAGCUGUGCCGCUGUUCAUCUACGCUGCUACCAUGUGUCGAUAUAUUGGCACAAAGGGAAGCAAUCCUGAGGGUUACUUAGGCAAGUGGCUUUACGCAUUCAGAGAAGUGGUAGGCAGUAUUGUUGUUCUAGAGAGUCCGCUCUCUACAAUCUCACUUGCAUGUCUCCUUCAAAUUCCACAAGAGGAGAUCAAGUGUCUACUUGACUCUUUGCACUCUGUUCAUAGUGUUCCUGACAACGAGAGAAGUACGCACAUGAAGCUCGCAUCUCGCUGCCUUGAGCUUAUGUCUGGGCUAAGCGGUCUUCGUCAGGACAUGUGCAGCCUCUCCGGACCUGGGGUGCUAAGAAGCGAGAUCGACGAGGGGACAGUUGCUAGCAGUCUGUCACCUGAUCUGCAGUAUGCAUGUCGCUACUGGAUUAAUCAUCUCAAGCAGACUAUGAGUCUCAUGAGAGAAUCAAGCAGAUGUGUUCACUUGCUCGACAGCCUUCAGUCACUUGCAAGCCCAUCUGCAAGCUUUGUUUCAACCUUUCUUCACGACACUAAGCGAUUUGUGCUGCGGUUCCAAUCCGUGCUCGCGGAUGCUCCACUGCAGAUUUAUUGCUCCGCACUUGUGUUCGCACCAGAGGCGAGUCUGGUACGACGGACUUUUGUGGAUCAAGUGCCACAGCGGGUUGAGAUGCUGUCUAUAAGGGAAGCAGACUGGGACGCCUUCACGGCGGUGGCCUUCUCGCCAGACGGGCAGCUGGUCGCGUCGGCAUCUGACGACGAGACAGUACGGGUAUGGGAGACGUCGGCAGGGACGUGUCGCAGCACGCUAGAGGGCCAUUCUGAUGAGGUCAGGGCGGUGGCCUUCUCGCCAGACGGGCACCUGGUCGCGUCGGCAUCUCACGACGAGAAAGUACGGAUGUGGGAGACGGCAACAGGGACGUGUCGCAGCACGCUAGAAGGCUAUUCUGAGUACAUUUCGUACUUAACCUUCUCGUCCGAUGGCAAGAUCCUCCACUCCAAUAUAGAUGAUAUUCCAUUGUCGUCCCUCUCAAUUGUACUAUCGCCUUCUUGGAAAUAG